UCUAAAUGUCAUAAAUUUAGUAAUAUAUAAUUAUACAGUAGGCAUAGAAGAGUUAUGUCCCUUUUUUAUUUGGUUUAAUUUUCCUGGCAUGCAACAUUUAUAAUAUAUGUACAGCAUUUAGAGUUAUCUUUCUUAAGUCUAGAAAAAGGGUACAAUGGCUGAUAGAUAUUAAAGAAGUUUGUGUUAUAUAAGGGCCAAACGUAUCUAAAUCAAACAGCUCAAGAAUUAUUAAUGUUAUUGUUGUUAUUCUCAUCAAAUACGUAGGCCACAGUGAUAUUUAUGUCCAAGAACUAAUAAAUGUGCUUUUAGUACGGUAAUUAAUGGUCAAGACGUGUAGUGUAUUUAUUUGUGACAAUUCUCAAUAACAAGUCAAGUUGUUUUUCGUGGGUGUUUGCAUUUAGACUCAAACCCUUGUACACAGUCAUCUGGCUGUUACAAUAAUUUAGAUACGGUCAAGAAAGAAACGAACUUUAAUAAGAACUACUGCUAUAAAUUUUGACGGAAAUUUAAUCAUUCAAGAAACUGUUAUUAUGGAUGAAGAUAACGCCCGUAUAGAGAUAGCGGUAAAGGAUUUAACAAGAAGGAGAAAUGAUUUGAGAAGAUUGAUUUCAAGUGAAAUUAGUAGUAUUGAUAACAAUUUUAAAGUAGAAAUAAAUACAAUGAUGUGUAAAAUGGAAGAAUCGUGGGACAGGUAUCAGUUCAUCCACACCCAAGUUCUCAGAAACGUACGAGAUGACGUUGAAAUUGAAGAAGAAUAUGUUAGAUAUGAUGAACAGAAACAGCUAACCACCAAUUUAAGAAAACGAUUAGCUCAGUGGAUGAAGGAAGAUAUACGUCUCAAGACACAGUACACUGAAUUUGAAGUAUCGUCAGAGAAUUCAUGUCAAGAUAGUGUAUCAGGCCUACAAACCAGAUCAAAGGCGAGUUGCUCGGAUGGUGAUAAUUCAGAACUUUCUACAACUCUUACAAAUGAAAGGUUAGAAAAAGCUAGAGCCUUAAAGGAAGAAGUUGAAAAUAAAAUAAAGAUUUUAGAAAAUAAACAAAGAAAGGCUAAAGAGAGAAAGUCUUCACGUAGAGAAACGGUAAAUACAUGUAUUCAGCCAGACCCUCCACUAAAUGGCGACGUUAACAUAGGUAAAUGUGAACAUAAUCCGGCUGCCGUACCGCCGCCAAGUAAUACACUCCAAGAUAUACUGUCAAGUCAAAUGAAGUGUAUGGAGAAAAUGAUGGAAGGACAAAUGCAGAGUACUUUGCUGUUAACACUUCCGAAGCCCGAAAUGCCUGUAUUUAGCGGUAAUCCAGUUGAAUUUCACGCCUUCAUGAAAGCCUUCGAGAAUUUAAUAGCAGAUAAAACCGACAACUGUAGUACCAAGUUAUAUUUUCUUAUACAGUAUACCAGAGGUGAAGUCCAAGACCUAAUGAAAAGUUGUCUUUCUAAACACCCGAAUGAUGGAUAUGCAGAAGCCAUUCUGUUGUUGAAAAAACGAUUCGGUCAAAACUACAAAAUCGCCACAGCCUACGUUGAUAAAGUGACAAGCUGGCCAACAAUAAAAACAGAAGACGGCAUAAAUCUACAGCGUUUUGCAGAUCUCCUUACUAGUUGCACUAACACUUUAAAUGAAAUAGGCUACAUAAGUAAACUAGAUAACACUGACUGUUUGAAAAGAAUAAUUUCCAAGUUGCCUUACGACAUAAGAAAAAAGUGGAGAAAUAAAGCCGACUACAUAACUGAAUUUCAAGACAGGGAAAUCACUAUCAUAGAUGUUACAGAGUUUGUGUCAAGAGAGGCUAGAAUAGUUACACAUCCAGUUUUCGGAAACGUGCAAAAUACUGUUACCCCACCCGAUUCAGAUAAGCAUAAAACACGAUUCAGGGGAGGUAACUUCUCAAGAACUAAUUUUUUGGCUAAACUGGAAGAAGAGAGAGCGAUCAUACGUUAG
Patella vulgata (common limpet) is the source of this 1940-nucleotide messenger RNA. RefSeq lists its product as uncharacterized. The record is from RefSeq and is a predicted model, not a curated record. The transcript has 3 exons. The coding region runs from base 531 to 1940 and encodes 469 amino acids. NCBI's taxonomy places the organism in Eukaryota, Metazoa, Mollusca, Gastropoda, Patellidae.